Molecule: messenger RNA, 1903 nt
Organism: Lutra lutra (Eurasian river otter)
Lineage: Eukaryota; Metazoa; Chordata; Mammalia; Carnivora; Mustelidae
Product: NKG2-F type II integral membrane protein-like
Exons: 6
Coding region: 1-696 (231 amino acids)
Biological process (GO): positive regulation of natural killer cell mediated cytotoxicity; stimulatory C-type lectin receptor signaling pathway
Source: RefSeq, a predicted model, not a curated record
AUGAAUAACCAAGAAGUUACCUAUGCAGAACUCAGUCAGGUUAAGGGUUCAAGACGACAGCAAGUGAAAGCUAAGGACACUAAAAGUGGCAUUUUGGGAACAGAGCAGGAAAUAACCUAUGUAGAAUUAAAUCUUCAAGAUGUUUCUCGGGAUCUUCAAGGGAAUGGCAAGAACUUCCAGUGGAAAGGGAAGCUCAUUGCUGACAUUCUGGGAAUCAUCUGCUUUGUCUUGAUGUCCACUGUGGUCACAAUAGCUGUUGUUCACUUUACUACAGGACCAGUGCAGAACAAGGCGUCUGUGGAAAUAACGACCCAGAAAGCUGAUCCAUGUUGUCAUUGUCCAAAAGAGUGGAUUACAUAUUCCAAAACUUGCUAUUACAUUAGCACUGAAAGAAAACCAUGGAAUGAAAGUCGGUUGUCCUGUGCUAAGAACUCUACCCUGCUCUCCAUAGAGGAUGAAGAGGAAAUGUAUUUGUUGAGCUUCCUCAUUUGUUCUUCAUGGAUUAGUAGAGAUUUCCAGAACAUCAGUAUUAAUUCAUCUGUGUGGCCAAAAGUCUCCACCUCCUUUCCUAAAGUGUCAUCAAUUUCUUCAGAGAGUGACAAGAAGUGUCCCUUUUUCAACUUUGACUCAAAGAAAACUUCUUUUGAAUCCUGCUUGAAUCAAAAAAAAUAUGUUUGUAAGCUCUGGGCAUUUUAGUCACCUAAUUUUGGUAUAAUGCUAUCUUACUAACUAUAAAGAACAUAUUUCUUAUUUUUUCAAAAGUCAUACAAUUAUUAUCUCAUAAUAUACUUCAGAUAUAAUUUUUAGAGCAAUUUUCAGUUCACAACAAAUUAAGAAGAAGGUACAGAGAUUUCCUCUAUUACCCCUAAAUACACAAGUGCAUGGCCGCACCAGUUAUCAGCAUCACUCACUAGAAUGUUUUUUUACUGAAGGUCCCACUAAGUUGGCUGAAGAGUGGGGGACUCCAUUUCAACCAGUCUCCUAAAUUUAGCUAGGAAUCUACCAAGCCACUUUGGACACCCAUGAAAUCAGCCUGAGAUAUAAGAUUAUACAUGUCUGGAUCUCUAUGGGGGCUAAGGAUCAUCCGUGGAGAGGUUCAAAAGAUGGAGUUGGGUUUGCACAGACAGAUGUUGCAGGACAGAAGGGGGGAGAGCCAAAAGAAACCAGCCAUUGGAAAUUAAUACCCCAGGUCAAAAGCACCCUGGGCUCGGGCUUGGAGAUAGGUGGCUGCAAGACAGGAAGGGACUGAUAACACUGUUCAAAAAGAACAAAGGGGCUUAAGGGACAACUGCAGGGACCAGGUGGCCUAGAUGUGGACACAUGGACUGGCCACGACCACUGCCCACCUGUGCCUGAGAGGACCCAGUGGGGAUUUGAGUCAGUGGUCCCUGGGGCUUGGCAGCUAAUGCUGCCACCAUAGUCACCUCCGCCACUACUGCUGCCACUGCAGCUGAAAGGACCCAACUUUGUCUGGAGACCACCGUCCUGGGAGCAGCAGCCACCAGGCCAGGGCUUGCCCAAACUGUUAUCACUCAUGUUUUUUGUGGCACGGGGGUACAGAGACAAGUGGGGGUCUCAGCUGGCCACUGAGAGGGAGACUGGGAAUGCACACCACCUGUGAGAGGUUGCAUUAUUCAAUGGGGUUUGCAGAAGGGGCCUCUGUGUUUUGGACAAUUCAGAGAGGAGCAGAGGGUGGCUUCUCCUUGAGGCAGAGGUCUGGAUGUGGACAGUUUACUUUGCUCUGAACCUCCAAAAUGGCAUGAAAAGCCACCAGAUAAGAAAAGCCAAGAACAAAAGCCUGAAAAACCAGGUUCCAUAACACCCAGUCCCAUGAUAGGAACCAGGGCAAAUCCACCCAACUGGAUUAACUGAAAAACAACACAGCAGAACCCUCCCUGCAGAA